Indicator indicator is the source of this 1599-nucleotide messenger RNA. RefSeq names its product tubulin folding cofactor E (gene TBCE). Lineage: Eukaryota; Metazoa; Chordata; Aves; Piciformes; Indicatoridae. The transcript is spliced from 16 exons. Gene Ontology annotation, molecular function: protein binding. The coding region runs from base 10 to 1599 and encodes 529 amino acids. The record is from RefSeq and is a predicted model, not a curated record. Gene Ontology annotation, cellular component: cytoplasm.
CGUCCCGCGAUGACUGCCUGGAUGCCCUCUGAUGUGCUUGGUCGAAGAAUCUUGUGUGGCACAGAGUAUGCCACUGUGCGCUAUGUUGGCAGUGUUCCUCCUACAUCAGGAAUUUGGCUUGGUGUGGAAUGGGAUGAUCCUCAGAGAGGAAAGCAUGAUGGUACCUAUGAAGGAACACAGUAUUUUACAUGCAGGCAUCCUAGAGGAGGGUCAUUUAUCCGGCCAAACAAGGCAAAUUUUGGAGUAGAUUUUCUUACUGCAAUAAAGGAUCGGUAUGGAUUGAAUGAUGAGCAAGAUGUUGAGCGUGGGGCAGAGAAUGCAUUCGUAUUUGGGAAGAAGACUGUGGAAUUCGUCGGUAUGGAUUCUGUUGCAGAACAACAAAGCCGACUGAACCAACUGGUAGAUAUCUCAGUGCGUGAGUGUGCAGUGAGCCAUGCUGGUCAGAAAGAGGAGAUCAGCAGAACAUGUGCUAGUAUCAGGCAUAUAAAUCUAUCCAAAAAUCUGAUAUCAUCUUGGGAGACAGUAACAGCUAUUGCUUCUCAAAUUCAAAACCUGGAAACGCUUAAUAUCAGUGAAAACAAAAUGAAGUUUCCACAUACAUCAACUUCUGUAUCCAGUGUAUUUUCAAAAUUGAAGAUUCUGGCACUUAAUCAAACUGAGAUUACAUGGACAGAGGUUCUUCUUUGUGCUCCAGGAUGGCCAGCACUCGAAGAAUUGUACCUGACUUCUAAUAAUAUUACUGUUUUGGAAAGGCCUGAUAAUGUCCUGCAGACCUUGAAGGUACUAGACCUUUCAGACAACCAGUUACUGGAUGGAAAUCAGCUGCAUCUAAUAGCACAUCUCCCCAGGUUAGAACAACUGAUACUUAGAAACACUGGGAUAUUUUCUAUACACUUCCCUGAUGCUGAAUUUGGAUGCAAGACUAAAAUGUUUCCUUCACUGAAGCACCUUGUGGUACAAGACAAUAAAAUAUCACAGUGGUCAUCUAUCAAUGAGCUUGAUAAACUGCCAAGUUUGCGGUCACUACAGUGUCACAAUAACCCUUUGAUGGACACAGAGAAGAACCCCGAGACUCUGAGACAACUAAUUAUUGCCAAGAUAAGUCAGUUGGAGGUUUUGAACAAGUCUGAGAUCCUUCCUGCUGAAAGAAGAGGAGCAGAGCUUGAUUAUCGCAAAAUAUUUGGAAAUGACUGGUUAGCAGCUGGUGGGAAUUGGAACCCAGAGAAAAACAAACCAAGUGAAGAAUUUCUUGCUGCCCAUCCCAGAUACCCAUUGCUCUGUCUCAAAUAUGGUGCACCUGAAGAAGGAGAACUGAAAGGACAACAGCCUUUGACUCUGAAAAAUCAGCUUCUGACCUUGACAAUUAAAUGUCCUGAGAAACCUGAACAGAAGCCAGUAGAGAAAAAGCUUCCAGAGUCCAUGACUGUUCAGAGGGUCAAAGGAUUGCUGUAUCGCCUACUUAAAAUUCCUGGUUCAGAACUGAAACUGUCCUACAGAAGUUCUAAACUGGAAGGAAAAGAAGUUGAACUAGACAAUGACUUAAAGACUCUGCAAUUUUACUCAAUAGAAAAUGGAGACUGCGUAUUAGUACGGUGGUAA